CUCAUUUACAGUUCAGUAAAUGAAUGCAUUACAAUUCAAGUAUAAACUAUUAUCUUCCUGUUGUCAUCUGACAUUUUCCAUAGAUUACAGUGAAGCCAUUCUGAUAUAGCCGUUUGACAGCCUUUAAAAAUUUAAUAUGGUGCAUAAUCCAAAGAUAACAACCACCGACAAUGCUGUAGUAGGUUGUUCGGCCCUGUGAGCAUGGUGCCAUAUCCCAGUAGAGUGAAGCUGCCAACCACUGUGAUCUAUAUACUUUGUUUAUUUCUGCAUCUGGGUAUUUCAUGUGGUUAUCAUGUGCAAUCAUGCUGAGUAAUGUCAUGUGUUAGCUCUCAAGAGGAGAAUAAGAAGAUUUUCUUAUUAGUAAGUUUAGACAACAUUCCAAGUGUAAGAAGAUCACUUUGGCUUCAAUGGAGAGAAGGCACAUCCUCCAAGAUAUGUCCAUCCUCUGCCUCUCCCUCACCACUGUUUUCUGCUGCCUCUUUUGUGCUCAGACAUGUUCAGGAGCUCUGUCUGAAGUCUCAAAACAUGGUGGUCAUGGGGAGAUGCCAAGCUUGAGGAGGCUUUUGGAGAAGGAAAGAGAGAGCUCUACUAGGACUUUAGCACCUGUUUCUAGCCCGAACAAGACGAGUAGUAGCAUUGCCCCUUCCCCAGCUUCAAAAGGGAACAGCACCAGAACCAAGGCCAAGCCCCUUGCAAGUGCCAUACCAGGGCAAAGUUGGUGUGUAGCAUUGAGCAGUGUUCCUGAUCAGAACUUGCAGGUUGCCCUGGAUUAUGCCUGUGGGGUUGGGGGUGCUGACUGUACACCAGUCCAGCAAGGGGGCAGUUGCUUUCAACCUGAUACUUUAGCCUCCCAUGCCUCCUUCGCGUUUAACAGUUACUAUCAGAAGAAUGGGAUGGCUCAAGGAACCUGUGAUUUUGGUGGGUCUGGAGUGACCACCUCGACAGAUCCAAGCUAUGGCACCUGCCAAUAUUCAUUAAGUGGAGGUUUAUCAUUGACCAACGCUACUACUACUACACCCGGGACAAAUGUGGGUUUUGUACCACCAUACGUACCAACCAUGGGUGGAGCAGUUUCAAUCAUUAUCAAUCUGGAACUUUUGCUAUCAUUGACAUCUGUGCUGGUGGCUGUAUUAGUAUUCUCGGAUCCAUAUUAAAAGAUACGAUGAUAAAGCUGCUUAAUUGUAUUCAGCAAAAUUUUGUUAUUAAUGCAGGAAGACUGCAUAUGUUUACAGGCUGUAUCACUGGUCCACAGGCACAGCUGAGAUCUCAGGCAGUAAGGGAAGUUGUAAAUGGAAAUGCCAACUGGAAAGUUGUGUUUCUAUGGACUCUUAAUUUCAGUUACGUUAGUCACUUGAAAUCUGAGAUAAUCGUUAAUGUUUAUAAAGAUAUGGUAUUAAUCUAGAUUUUUUAAUUCUA
Molecule: messenger RNA, 1416 nt
Organism: Cryptomeria japonica (Japanese cedar)
Lineage: Eukaryota; Viridiplantae; Streptophyta; Pinopsida; Cupressales; Cupressaceae
Product: major pollen allergen Ole e 10
Exons: 5
Coding region: 408-1154 (248 amino acids)
Source: RefSeq, a predicted model, not a curated record